AUGGAGUUUAAAAUAAAACCUGUACCAAACAAUUUGGAUCCAGUGCAGUGGAUAAAAAACGCCAUCAUACAACUUAUUCAUAAGGCGGUAGAGGCUCUAUCACCCCACGAUAUGGUUGGUUUCUCCUUCUGUUCCAAAGACUUUAAAAAUGGUGAGGGGUGGUUGCGGUUCAAGCCGGUUAAAGAGGUGGCGAUUGACGAUGUUUGGAAUACUAUAACGUCUAUCUAUCAGUCCAACAGUAGCGGUCUAAGUACCGAAACGUUUUGUUUUCGAGUUACAUCUGUACGCUUACCAUCCGGUUUGGGUAGAUCUCGAAAGUAUAAUAAUUAUAAAGAAGAAUGCAGAGCAAGGAGGGGCAUCGUGUUAAUUAAGAAUAGUGAUAAUUUGUGUUUACCGCGGGCGAUCGUUGUUGCUAUGGCUUAUGUGGAUCAUGACGUCGAUUAUCACAAGAUUAGGACUAACAGAGGUAAAAUACAGGACCAAAAAGCUAUGAACUUAUUAGAAGAAACCAAAAUUACAAUAGCCGAUUGUGGAGCGGGUAUACCCGAAUUACAGCGAUUUCAAAACCACCUUUCGGGUUACAAACUAACCGUCUAUCUAUACGGAAGAAAAGGACGCGAUGUGAUGUUCGAGGGUGAUAGUGCGGGAAAACACCUGAAUUUAAUGUAUCACGAAGGACACUACAACGUGAUAACAUCUUUAACCGCAGCCUUCGCUUGUAUUUAUUAUUGUCAAGAAUGUCACGUACCGUACAAUAAUAAAACGGACCAUCGAUGUGGGGGAACGUGUGCGGCGUGCCAGCAAAGUCCAGCAUGUUCUAAAGGGGAAGAAGUUUGCAUUAAUUGUAAAGAGUGCAAAAGAGCGUUUCGGGGUCAAAGGUGUUUUGACAAUCACAAGAUACAUAAUAUUUGUACCCAAAUUAGUCGUUGUGAAAAUUGCUUUGCCAUAUAUCGUAAUGCUAGGAAACACACUUGUGAAGAAGUAUUUUGUAAGACGUGUAACAAUUAUGUGGAAAGAGACCAUUUAUGCUAUAUGCCGACAGAUAAAGGUACUCCGAAAAUGGUCGACACAGUUUUUGUGUUCUACGAUUUAGAAACAAUGCAAGAGGAAAAAUUGGAAGACGGGUCUCUCUUACAUCAACCAAAUCUAUGUGUGUUUGUACAGUGUUGUGAUACAUGCAUAAAUGAGGAAAAACUUUAUUUUUGUCAAAAGUGUGGCUUUCGGCAAAAAAUACUGACUGAUGACGUAAUAUCAACAUUUAUGGGACACAUUUUGAAUUUAAGAAAAAGAUUCAAGCACGUUAUCGUUUUGGCCCAUAACGGUGGAGGUUUCGAUCACCAGUUUAUAUUAAAUUAUAUCUUAACCCAAACGGAUCUUACACCUGAACUAAUAAUGAGAGGAACAAAAUUAGUCUCAAUGUUUCUAAAUAAUGUAAGAUUUUUAGAUUCACUAAAUUACUUCUCGAUGGCUCUUAGUAAACUACCUAAGGUGUUCGAUCUAACAGAGCUAAAGAAAGGUUAUUUUCCGCACUUGUUUAACACAUCGGGGAACCAAAACUAUAUAGGACCAAUGCCUCCAAUAGAGGCUUUCGACCCUGAUAAUCUUAAAUUCAACGAAAGGGAGGCCUUAUUGGCUUGGCAUGCCGGAAAAGUGACAGAAAACUACGUAUUUGACUUUAGGAAAGAAUUUAUAGAUUACUGCAUAUCCGACGUUGAUAUAUUGGCACAGUCGUGUCUGAAAUUUAGACAGUUGAUGAUAAAGGAAGGGAACGUAUGCCCUUUUACCGAAAGCGUCACGUUACCGGGAGCGUGUAACAAAAUAUUUCGGCGUUCGUUUUUAAAGCAAAAUACCAUCGGCAUCAUUCCAAAGGGGGGAUAUAGACGUUGUGAUACACAAUCCGUCAUAGCUACUCGAUGGUUAUUGUUAGAAGAGCGCAAUCGCAAAUUAAAUAUAGUACAUUCGGGUAGGCAGAAGGAGGCAAGAGUGGGAGGUGUAAAAGUCGACGGAUAUUGUGAUGAAACGAAGGAUGUAUUCGAGUUCUAUGGAUGUUACUAUCAUGGCUGCCCCAGAUGCUUCAAGUAUGCAAGGAACGAGCCUUUGUUAGAUAAUACGUCGGAGACGCUCGAAUACCGUUAUGAAGCUACAAUUGCAAAAUCUAACAGAUUAAAAGAGCUGGGUUAUUGCGUUAACGAAAUGUGGGAGUGUGACUUUCGACAACUUAUGACACAAGAAAUGUACAGGUAUACAGAAACGCAUCCCGUAAUGUCAUAUUCACCACUCAACCCGCGAGAUGCGUUUUAUGGUGGUCGAACAGGAAACGCAAAAUCCUUUUAUAUAACAAAGGGAGAUGAACGAAUAAAGUACGUUGAUUUUACCUCCCUAUAUCCAUACGUCAACAAGUAUGGAAAAUACCCCAUAGGGCACCCUACAGCAGUUCAUAUUGGGGAAGGAUGUAAAAAGUUAAAUCUUGACACCACUGAUGGACUUAUUAAAUGUAAAAUACUACCACCAAAUUUGCUGUUUCACCCAGUCCUACCUCUGAAAAUAAAUGACAAGUUGAUGUUUGUACUUUGUCGCACAUGCGCCGAAACUUUAAACCAGGGGGACUGUGAACAUAGUGACGAUGGGCGGUCGUUAACAGGUACCUGGGUAAUCGAUGAAGUGAAAAAAGCUAUUGAAAAAGGUUACAAAGUAUUGGAAACGUAUGAAAUAUGGCAGUACGCAACUGAUCAGUACGAUAAACGUAGUAAAACCGGUGGGUUAUUUAAUGAAUAUAUCAACAAAUUUUUGGGUAUUAAACAGCAAAGUUCUGGGUGGCCAUCAGGUUGCGAUACUCCUGAGAAGAAGGAUAAAUAUGUUAAUGAUUACUUUGAGACGGAAGGUGUUACGCUUGACCCGAAUAAAAUAGAAAAAAAUCCAGGUUUGAGACAAUUAGGGAAGGCUGUAAUUACAUCGUUUUGGGGUAAACUCGGUCAACGCGAGAACCAAAGUAAAACCACCAUAGUUAAGCAACCUGGGGAGUUUUAUAGUAUGAUGACCAAUCCUUCAAUGGAUAUCAAUUCUGUUUUACCAGUUAAUGAAGACACGCUACUAGUAAACUGGGAAUUUAAAGAAGAGACGUAUAAUCCCUUAUCGACUGUAAAUGUCGUUCUUGCCGCUUACACUACGGCCCAUGCUCGCUUAAAGCUAUACGAGUAUUUGGAGAGGUUGGAAGAAAGAGUUCUCUAUUAUGAUACGGAUUCGAUAAUCUACGUAUCAGCUCCCGGGCAGUACGAACCACCCUUAGGGCAGUAUUUGGGCGAGUUGACUGACGAGUUAGAAGAAGAAGGUGUCGGAAGUUACAUUAAGGAGUUUGUAUCAGGUGGUCCAAAGAAUUAUGCCUACAAGGCGUGGCCCAGUUCUAAACAAUGCGAUGUAACUGUAUGUAAAGUCAAAGGGAUAUCUUUAACAUACAAAACCUCACAACUAAUUAAUUUCGACAAAAUAAGAGAUAUGGUCCUAGAAAAAGAAGAAACGGAACCUAUUCUCGUAUCAUCUAAACUUAUAACCCGAACGGCGGAACACAAUGUACUAACAAUGAACACCUCUAAACUGUACCGGCUAAACUCUACAAAGAGAUGUUUCUCAUCCAUAGAUGGUUCUUCCCGUCCAUACGGAUUUAAGAAGCUUAGGUUAAGUGAACAUUGA
Photinus pyralis (common eastern firefly) is the source of this 3687-nucleotide messenger RNA. RefSeq lists its product as uncharacterized. Bases 1 to 3687 code for a protein of 1228 amino acids. The record is from RefSeq and is a predicted model, not a curated record. Gene Ontology annotation, biological process: DNA replication. Lineage: Eukaryota; Metazoa; Arthropoda; Insecta; Coleoptera; Lampyridae. The transcript has a single exon. Gene Ontology annotation, molecular function: DNA-directed DNA polymerase activity; nucleotide binding; DNA binding.